Stylonychia lemnae is the source of this 387-nucleotide messenger RNA. Lineage: Eukaryota; Ciliophora; Spirotrichea; Sporadotrichida; Oxytrichidae. The record is from the annotation of a GenBank genome assembly.
AUGAAUAAUAUUGAUGACUUCUUUUCCGAUGCUGCUGUUAAUGCAUUCGUCUCAGGUAUAGAUGUUGAUGUGACAGGGAUUACUGGAGGACCUACAGACGAUGAAGGAAAAAGGGAACUUGCAGAGGCAUUAUUGGAAAGUGAUGAAAUGCUAUUAAGUUCACUAUUAGGUUAAGAAUUUGAAAAAGACAUAAAAGCAGGAAAAUAUAGCCAUUUAACACUUGAUUAAGUGGCAGAAAUACUCUAUUAAAGUGAACUAGCCUCAAUGAUGUACCCAAAGGAUAAGACAAUUAUUAAUGGCUUUUUAACUGAUAACAAAAAUCAAUAGGAGUAUCACGAUUAGGAUUUAAUCGACAUAACCAGGAUGUUUAUCAAGUUAUAAAUAUGA